GCCAGCGGCGCGCAUGGAUUUAUGAAGACACUCAUGCAAGAAGUGGGCAGGACUUGGACAAACUUUUCCACCGGCUCCGCGUCCGCCGCUCCCCGCGCCUCGUCUCCUUUCCCCUCCUCUCCCGGCGGCCGCCGCUGCCCGCGAUGGUGGCCGCGCUGCUGGGCGGCGGCGGCGAGGCCCGCGGGGGGACCGUGCCGGGCGCCUGGCUGUGCCUGAUGGCGCUGCUGCAGCUGCUGGGCUCGGCGCCGCGGGGCUCUGGGCUGGCGCACGGCCGCCGCCUCAUCUGCUGGCAGGCGCUGCUGCAGUGCCAGGGGGAGCCGGAGUGCAGCUACGCCUACAACCAGUACGCCGAGGCGUGCGCGCCGGUGCUGGCGCAGCACGGCGGGGGCGACGCGCCCGGGGCCGCCGCCGCCGCAGCAGCUUUCCCGGCCUCGGCCGCCUCCUUCUCGUCGCGCUGGCGCUGCCCGAGCCACUGCAUCUCGGCCCUCAUUCAGCUCAACCACACGCGCCGCGGGCCCGCCCUGGAGGACUGUGACUGCGCGCAGGACGAGAACUGCAAGUCCACCAAGCGCGCCAUUGAGCCGUGCCUGCCCCGGACGAGCGGCGGCGGCGCGGGCGGCCCCGGCGCGGGCGGGGUCAUGGGCUGCACCGAGGCCCGGCGGCGCUGCGACCGCGACAGCCGCUGCAACCUGGCGCUGAGCCGCUACCUGACCUACUGCGGCAAGGUCUUCAACGGGCUGCGCUGCACGGACGAAUGCCGCACCGUCAUUGAGGACAUGCUGGCUAUGCCCAAGGCGGCACUGCUCAACGACUGCGUGUGCGACGGCCUGGAGCGACCCAUCUGCGAGUCGGUCAAGGAGAACAUGGCCCGCUUGUGCUUCGGCGCCGAGCUGGGCAAUGGCCCGGGCAGCAGCGGCUCGGACGGGGGCCUGGACGACUACUACGAUGAGGACUACGAUGACGAGCAGCGCCCCGGGGGCGCGGGUGGUGAGCAGCCGCUAGACGACGACGACGGCGUCCCGCACCCACCGCGUCCAGGCAGCGGCGCUGCUGCAGCGGGCGGCCGCGGGGACCUGCCCUAUGGGCCCGGGCGCAGGAGCAGCGGCGGCGGCGGCCGCUCGGCGCCCCGGGGCGCCUGGACCCCACUUACCUCCAUCUUGCUGCUGCUGCUCGGGCUGCUCUUUUAGGCCUCGCGCCCCCCGCCGUUGGCUGCGGGAGAGCCUGCGUCCCGCUCCCGUGCUCGCCUCGCCCCCGCGCCGGGGCACCUGUGGCUUGGGGACAGAUAGAGGGGAUGGUUGGGGAUACUUCCCAAAACUUUUUCAAGUCAACUUGGUGUAGCCGGUCCCCCCCGCCACGACUCUGGGCACUUCCCCUGAAGCUCCUCUCCGGAGCUUGACUUCUUGGACCUCUUCCCCCGCCCCAAUUCCAAGCUGCAGAAACUCCCGACUUGUCUGCCGUCCAGAAACCUAGCUGCAGUGUUCAGGACCUCCCGGAGGAAGCGGGCAUGUAGGGGACAUAACAGUAGUCCUGGACUCGAAAGGGAAGGUGCUGACCAGUGGGGCCUUAGCAAUUCGAAGGGAUGGGAAGGAGGAAUUAUAUUUGCAAAGGGGCUGCCUAUUAGCAUAUUUCCUUUGAGGGGGAAAAAAAGUACCAGUAUCGACUUUUAUAGAUUGUGGCCAGUGAGGACGUUAGAAUCCUAUGUAAACAGAAAAGUCCCACUUACCGAUUCAUUCUUUCACUGUUUGUAUGAGCGCCCAGAAUUCUCAGUGACGUGGGGGUGGGGGUGGGCGGCGAUUGCCUUAGAGGGAACCCCUAAAUUGGUUUUGGAUAAGUUUGAGCCCUUGACCUUAAUUUCAUUGCUACCACUCUGAUCUCUUAGCACAUUUCUUAGGAUUAAGGGUCAAAAAAUGCUGAUCUAAGGGGUUGCCAUGGUGUUGAACAAUGCAACUUUUUAUUUAAAAAAGCUCUGCACUGCCAUCUAUGAAAGCCUCUUUAUGAUGUUUGUUUUUUUGCCAUUUUUGUUCUUUACAUCAAGAAAUUGUAUGUUUAAAUAUGCGGAGAAUGUAUAUUGCCUCUGCUCCUAUCAGGGUUGCUAAACCCUGGUACAUCGUAUAUAAAAUGUAUUAAAACUGGGGUUUGUUACCAGUUGCUGUACUUUGUAUAUAGAAUUUUUAUAAAUUGUAUGCUUCAGAAAUAAUUUAUUUUUAAAAAGAAAUUAAAAGUUUUAAACUCACAUCCAUAUUACAUCUCCCCCCCCCGAAAUGUAUAGAAUCUAUUUGUCACCAGGAAUCAAAACCCACGGUCCAUUGUGAAGUGUGCUAUAUUUAGAACAGUCUUAAAAUGUACAGUGUAUUUUAUAGAAUUGAAGUUAACAUUCUUAUUUUCAAGAGAAUUUAUGGACGUUGUAGAAAUGUACAAAUGCAUUUCCAAACUGCCUUAAACGUUGUAUUUUUAUAGACAUUGUUUUUAAAAAAUCCUAAGUUUUUAAAUAACUAUGGAUUUGUGUAUUUUUUGGUUGUUUUAUUAAAACGUGUACAUCAGUAAAGAGUUUUAAACAAUGAA
Cercocebus atys (sooty mangabey) is the source of this 2562-nucleotide messenger RNA. RefSeq names its product growth arrest-specific 1 (gene GAS1). The transcript has a single exon. The coding region runs from base 144 to 1187 and encodes 347 amino acids. Gene Ontology annotation, biological process: negative regulation of mitotic cell cycle. Lineage: Eukaryota; Metazoa; Chordata; Mammalia; Primates; Cercopithecidae. Gene Ontology annotation, cellular component: plasma membrane. The record is from RefSeq and is a predicted model, not a curated record.